AUGAUUUAUUGUAUAUGUUGACAACACCCGAUAGCCUCGUUUUCGGUUAGUUAUGAAUAUUAAUGAGGAACUCAUUAAGAACGAAGUAAUGUCGACGACUUGUAUGCUGUCGGUGUCUCUGUGUUUGGUACUGAUUACAGGAUGUUAUGCCUCUUGUCCCAAGCGUCCAUCGGAUGGAUUUUGGAAGGAUGACCAGUUGAAUGGCCGCUGUAUUCUCAAGUGUUAUAGUGGAUUUGAACCGUCGAGCUGCCACGUUCUCCGGCGUCAACAAGGUCAAGAAGAGUGGAACCACAAAAUCCCUACAUGCCAAAAAGAGUCUCUCGUGUCGGGGAAAACUAUCAUGGUUCUAGGGGCCGGAACAGCUGCCGUGGUAGCCCUUCCCGCAGUUUUAGCGGGGGCGGGGUUUACUGCCGCUGGGGUAGCAGCCGGGAGUCUAGCGGCGUGGGUUCAGACCUCGUGUACUGCCGCUGGUGGUUGGUUUGCUGCGGCACAGAGCGCAGGCGCACUGGGAGCCGCCGCCACCACGAAAGCUGGAGUCGGUGCUGCCGUAGCGACAGCAACAGGCGCAGUCUCUUCAUACUUAUCAGAUUGUGAACUGGAGUAGUUAAGCUCCAUUCUUCAGGAAUAAGAGACUUUGUGAAUAAUUCUCACGACUAAUCGCUAUCAAUCUGUAUUUGUUUUUACUUUCAGUUAACAUAAUAUAUUCUGUACGUCUCUCCUGAUAUUGCUAUAAAAUCACAUGUUAAGUGUUCCUCUUGUCUAUCAUCUGAAAAUCAGAUUAAACGAUGUUUACCUUU
Ostrea edulis (European flat oyster) is the source of this 797-nucleotide messenger RNA. Its product is annotated as interferon alpha-inducible protein 27-like protein 2B. The transcript is spliced from 4 exons. Gene Ontology annotation, cellular component: membrane. The record is from RefSeq and is a predicted model, not a curated record. NCBI's taxonomy places the organism in Eukaryota, Metazoa, Mollusca, Bivalvia, Ostreida, Ostreidae. The coding region runs from base 53 to 604 and encodes 183 amino acids.